GUGCUCUGUAACAGAGCAAGAUUGGUCACCUACCUACCAGGGGUUUAUUCCUUAGUCAAAAGAGUUGUAAACCCCAAGGCUUUUUCUACAGCAGGUUCCUCUGGCUCAGACGAGCCUCAUGUUGCCGCUACACCUCCUGAUUUAUGUCCAAGAACUGUAUGGCCAGAUGAAGUAAUGGGUCCAUUUGGUCCUCAAGACCAGAGAUUCCAGUUGCCUGGUAAUAUUGGUUUUGACUGUCACCUAAAUGGCACUGCUUCUCAGAAAAAAAGCCAAGUUUCAAAAAGUCUCCCUGAUAUAUUAGCAGAGCCUUCAGCAAGUGAAAGGCAUGAAUUUGUAAUGGCACAAUACAUAAAUGAGUUUCAGGGUGCUGAUGUUCCACAGAAACAGCAAAUAAAUAACGCUGAAACUUAUUUUGAAAAUGCAAAGGUAGAAUGUGCAGUACAAGCUUGUCCUGAACUGUUACGAAAAGACUUUGAGUCGAUGUUUCCAGAAGUGAAUGCCAACUGUUUAACGGUGUUAACUGUCACCCAGAAGACUAAAAAUGAUAUGACUGUAUGGAGUCAAGAAGUGGAGGAUGAGAGAGAAAUGUUGUUAGAAAAUUUCAUUAAUGGUGCCAAGGAAAUUUGCUAUGCAAUUUGUUCUGAAGGCUAUUGGGCUGACUUCAUUGAUCCAUCCUCAGGACUGGCAUUUUUUGGACCUUACACAAACAACACUCUGUUUGAAACAGAUGAACGCUAUCGCCACUUUGGAUUUUCCGUUGAUGACCUUGGCUGCUGCAAAGUUAUUCGUCAUAACAUCUGGGGUACUCAUGUGGUUGUAGGAAGUAUUUUCACUAAUGCUGAACCUGACAGCCCUAUCAUGAGAAAACUAAGUGGAAAUUAGCAGUCAUCAGGGUUUCACAAGUUCUUAUGACCUUUGCAUUCUUUUACUUGAUGAUUGUUUCUAAGCAUUGUCAGGAAAUGCCACACUUUAAAGUAUUCUUAACUAAUAAAGUAGCUGUUAUUUAUUUUAGUCUUUGUGAAUACGUGUUCACCACAUGUGACUUGGAAUAUUAAUUGACAACAUUCAAACAGAUACCUUUUUGUGCCAUAUGAGUUUUAAGCUGUGAGUUUCCUUCAUCUUGAAUGAGUUUAAACACACAUGUAUAUAGCUAUCUGCCUA
Messenger RNA from Cariama cristata (Red-legged seriema), 1161 nucleotides. RefSeq names its product methylmalonic aciduria (cobalamin deficiency) cblD type, with homocystinuria (gene MMADHC). The annotation marks the transcript as partial. The record is from RefSeq and is a predicted model, not a curated record. Gene Ontology annotation, cellular component: mitochondrion. NCBI's taxonomy places the organism in Eukaryota, Metazoa, Chordata, Aves, Cariamiformes, Cariamidae. Gene Ontology annotation, biological process: cobalamin metabolic process. The transcript has 6 exons.